Molecule: messenger RNA, 2719 nt
Organism: Heterobasidion irregulare TC 32-1
Lineage: Eukaryota; Fungi; Basidiomycota; Agaricomycetes; Russulales; Bondarzewiaceae
Exons: 7
Coding region: 331-2700 (789 amino acids)
Source: RefSeq, a predicted model, not a curated record
GCAAAUGAACGGGUCAAGUCGCACUCGAAACCGAAUUUCACUUGGCGCACCGCGAAGCCUACACCUAUCAUAUCUGCCCCACUACGCUCCCUCCCUAACGGUAGACCCCGCAUAUGGACCGGGACUUAUCGUGAACUAUCGGUCGCGAUUCCAGCUCUGGAGAAAUCAACUGACGGAAUAGUCAGUGAGGGGUAUGAUACACCUAUCCUGAUUUUCAAAAGUAAUCGCGACAAGGUUCCAGAACUUGGCGCAUGGGAGGGUGAUACAUGGGAAGGACGCAAAAUAACUUUUUCUAUAGCUAGAGAUAUCUCAGUCCCUCCGACGCUCGGCAUGUCUGGCCUCAUCUCCAAUGAUCUAGAUGCUGCGCAUCCCUGUCCAUCAGGGGCCGGGUCGUCCAUAGACUUGCCGCUGAUUCCAUCGUCUUCGGCAUCACUCAACGCUGAGGGCGCACAUAUCAUAUCUCGCAAGCCUGUUUCUGGGAAUGUGGCUAGCGAAGCUUCCCAUCCUCCGUCUUGCGACCUCAAAGUUUCCCAAGACGUCGAUCAACUUGGACGAGUAUCUUCAGAUCCUCAAGUCAAUCUUGUCGUAGGAGCAGCAUCUACUCCUGGUCCAGACUAUGAAGACGUGUCGCUUCGUCCACAAACAUACAGCCCGUGCAAUUGCACACGCGUGAGCUUUGAUCCAGAUUGUCCGGACUGCAAUGGCUUCGUUGCACCAACUUCCCUCUCCUACCCGGUAGCGGAUCAAGACAUCGAGAUGAGCAUCUAUUCGGCGCGCAAAGAUGAUCCUCAAGAUGGUCGCGAUAGCGAUCGGAAUUCCAUACAUUCCAAUAUUGAUGACAACGAGAUGGCAAACUCGGUGGAAAAUUCAGGAGCCCAUAUCAAUGCUAGUCCGCAAUCGACUGGUGCUGAUGUUAUACCACCAUCUGUUCCAUCGCAGUCGGGUAUCUCAUCUUCUGCGCCACUCACUAUGCCCCUUCCCGCCUCCGCCACCUCGCAGCUGCAUAAUGCAACUUUGACUACUUCUUUCCCUGUAGAAUCGAUUCCCUCCCCUCCAGCUGACAUUCAGGCCCUGCUUCAUGCUCAUGAAACAGGCCGACCUGUGUCUAUGAUUAUUUCUCGCGAUGCACCUCUCAUGCCAUGGAUACUUCCUGACGAAGUUGGAUAUGUAUGGGCGGGUCUGUUUGCAGUUGUUAGAAUGAAGGAAGAUAAACUGUACGCACCCUCAUUACGGGCUACUUCGACGACGACCCUCCGCGUGCUUUGGCGUUUCGAGCUUGAGUGGAUCUGUGGUGGCGAAGAAUCAUUGAAGAGCGAGGCGCAAGACUCCAAAGAGUGGCAGAAGACCAUACAGCGUCCUUGGUGGGAGUGCACAAGCUCUCCAUCAGAGACGGCUUUAUAUUCACCGAUGGCGACCGACGCCCCAUUGACACAGAACACAGUCGCGACCGAGCAAGACUCCGAUCUUAUCAAUCCUACAGCCCUUGAUCAUUCUUCGCCUCGGCAGCCUUUCGAUGCGCCAAUCGCUCAUUCACUCAUCCCGCUUCCUCUACUAGCCUCGUUCUCUGCCUCCUCCUCGGCAAAUGACGCUUUCCCUUCCGGAUAUUUCUGUCACAACUGCGGACGCGUGAAUGUCCAACGCUUCCUACGCCAUCGUGCAUGCGAGAGUGCGCAUUGCUCUGUCUUGCGAUCUCGUGCGACAAUGGAUCAAUCAGUCGGUGGUGACAGUUUAGAAAGCGGGGUUAAAGAAAUCAGGGACGACGGGCAAGGAUGGAUGAUGGACGUCAUGGCUGUGCGCAAUCCCCGGUUGACGUAUGUUUGCCUAUUUCCCGAUAACAUGUGCCUCGAACCUGCCGUUUCACUACUGCGACAAGAUUGGGGAGAUGGCAUGCGUGUUUUUUGGUAUGGCCUUCCCAGCUUGUCGUCCUUGUCACAGCAUAUGUCUCUUGAUGGUCAGGUUCCGCCUACACCUCCUAUUCCAGUAACCCCUGUCUCGAAUCUAGCUCCGGUGACGAGUGAACAGGUGCUACAUUCUGACAAGCAUCUUGUACGACAUAUUUUCACGGGCAACCUACCCAGGCUGCAAUCGGAGCCCACUGAGCUUUUCGGUCGGCUUCAACGGGACAUUCAGUUGGAACGCCGUUAUGGAGAGACAGUCUUCACAAAGCGGUUUGAUUCUUCUGCGAUCAUCGAAGGAGAGGGUGGGACAGUGGUGUCGAAGAGUAUAACUAAAUUACAGGAAUUUAUGGAGUAUUUAGUAAGUACGUAUGGAGAAGAGAAGGCGAUCAAGAUGCCGGCUAUCGAAAUUCUGUCGUGGGUCGGCGAAGGAAAGGCGCGCGACGUCUUCCGUGCCAAGGAGAAAUCCCUAGCUGUCCUUUGUUUAGGUGCCGAUGUGGCGUUCACCUUUACAUAUUCGGAUCACAAUUCAAAGGGCACAUCUGCGGUGCCAACCAAGGUUCCAGCGAAGGCUCCAUCAGUGAACCUCCGGAACCAUGAUGCGACAAGCGACACACAAGACUUUGGCACGAAGAAAAAAGCGAAAAGUCCUGCGGUUUUGCGUAUAACACUGCUACACGGAGACAUGAUGGUCCUGAGUGGCGGUGAUUUCGAGUAUUUCAUGGCUCGUACAGGAAUGUGCAUAUUGGCCAUCAGUAGUUACGUACCAGGAUCGCGGUUCAUUUCAUUACCUGCAAGGGUAUAGCUACCCAAGAAGGCUUGCA